Messenger RNA from Bipolaris oryzae ATCC 44560, 1452 nucleotides. RefSeq lists its product as uncharacterized. The transcript has a single exon. NCBI's taxonomy places the organism in Eukaryota, Fungi, Ascomycota, Dothideomycetes, Pleosporales, Pleosporaceae. The coding region runs from base 1 to 1452 and encodes 483 amino acids. The record is from RefSeq and is a predicted model, not a curated record. Gene Ontology annotation, molecular function: 2-oxoglutarate-dependent dioxygenase activity.
AUGAACAAUGAUGCGCCUACGCUCCAAGAGAUAAUUCAACUAACCCGUCAAGAACUUGUUACCCCGCAAAAGACUGAUCCCAUCCGCGAAUGUGGACGUGCUGCACUCGCGCUCCUUCCGGAGAAUCCUGAGCUCGGCUUGAAGCUUGCGUAUCAGAAACUGCACGAUGUUCCUUACAAAGAAGUGAAGACUUGUUGGCGGAGACUAUACACAGAUGCGACUCUAUGGAAGGUGCUAAAGCAGGCAGAUGGUGGAACAGAGGAACAGCAACAAGGCACGAUAGAGAGUGACUGGAUCGAUGAGGUUGUGAAAUCGCUAGAUAUGGCCCUCAUACUUGCUGGUGCACCUGCAAGAGAAGAGCUGGUAGAACUAUGGUUUGCAGCAUUGAAAACUGUUUUGGACCUAGAGCGACAAGCAGACGGUGCAAGCUCAGAACGCCCCUCGAAGCGACAAAAGUUAUCCUUGCCCUGUCAAUUCUCGCCAAUCGCUGAAAGGUUUCCCACAGAGCUUUCCAAUCCAAAACCAGUCCUGUCACAUCCUUUGCAACGAACGAAAGGACUCAGUCUGGAAGCUUUUCAAAGAAAAGUUGGCUCAACAGAAACCCAUACACCGUGUAUAAUCGAGGAUGCAAUCCAACACUGGCCUGCACUCAACGAGCGACCAUGGGCAAAUCCAGACUAUCUACUCAGCCAAACCCUCGGUGGAAGAAGAUUAAUCCCCGUCGAGGUAGGCAAAAGCUACACUUCCGAAGGCUGGGGCCAACGCAUCAUCACAUUCCGCUCAUUCAUGGAAACCUACAUGCUCCCUACCACUCGCUCAGCCCACCCUCCCAACCCUCUCCAAUCGACACAAGACGAGCCAGUAGUAGGCUACCUCGCCCAACACGACCUCUUCGCUCAAAUCCCCUCCCUACGCCUCGACAUCACCAUCCCAGACUACUGCUACACCGACCCCGCCCCUUCACCUCACCUCCCACACAUCAAGCCCGUCGCCAAACUAGACGAACCGCUAUUAAACGCUUGGUUCGGCCCUGCUGGUACCGUCUCCCCUUUACACACAGACCCCUACCAUAACAUCCUCGCGCAAGUGGUAGGCUACAAAUACAUCUGCCUCUACGCACCGAGCGAAACGCAUCGUCUAUACCCGAGGAGCGUGGAUGAAGUUGGGGUCGAUAUGAGCAAUACGAGCCAAAUCGAUCUAGACGAGGCGAUGCAGUUGUCGGUGGUUCCGAGAUUAGCUUGUCCUGAGAGCCCUGUGACUGGGGGUCUCGCCGCAGAUGAUAAUGAAGAAGAGAGGAAGCGUGAUUUUUUGGAACGAUUCCACGGGUUUCAAGAUGCAGAGUAUGUAGAGGGGAUUCUGGGGCCUGGAGAGUGCUUGUAUCUUCCAGUGGGUUGGUGGCAUUAUGUACGCAGUCUUACGCCGAGUUUUAGUGUGAGUUUUUGGUUUAAUUAA